Messenger RNA from Salvelinus fontinalis (brook trout), 4496 nucleotides. Its product is annotated as ELMO domain-containing protein 1-like. Lineage: Eukaryota; Metazoa; Chordata; Actinopteri; Salmoniformes; Salmonidae. The record is from RefSeq and is a predicted model, not a curated record. The transcript has 10 exons. Gene Ontology annotation, molecular function: GTPase activator activity. Bases 237 to 1169 code for a protein of 310 amino acids.
UUUCUAUCGCUCAGUCUCCUCAUCCCCUCAGUGAUGCGAUCAUCAUAGAGGAAGAACAGGUACCGGCAAUCAAGUGAAGACGACAACCGCACCACAAAAGCGCAGCUGCUACCUGCGGCAAUCUAUUGCGUCUUUGGCCGCCUCCUCUCGUUCCCUUUUCUUGCCUGAAUAAAUUGUGUCGCUGGCCGUGAGUCAAUUCUAAAGAGAAGAGGAACAAACGAGGCAAAACCAUCAAAAUGAAACAUUAUUUGAGGGUGGUGACACAGUUCUUUGUGUUCCUGUACUGUAAAUGUCUGUGGCGAGGCCUAAAGUUUGUGAUCAGGAAGGUCACGGGGUGGUGUGAACUGCAGCGGAUUUGCUACAACAUCAAGCCAGGGGCCCGCAGGACCCUUAAGAUUGAGUCCUCUCUCAGGUACUCAAAGAAUGAGCUGUGCCAGUCUGCCCUCAGUGCUCACCCAGACCGUGUGGAGAAAACCAUUGAUAACAUCCUGACCCUGAAGAAGAUCAACCCUGACUCUAACCCACAGCUGGGCAUCUCCCUCCAGGCCAGCCUCUUCCAGAUCGUGGGCUACCGUGGCCUGGUGGCGGAGGUGGAGACGCUACGCAGGGAGCCAUACGACUUUGAGAACCCCGACCACGAGGAGAUGCUGAUGAAGCUGUGGAAGACACUGCGUCCUGAUUCAUCACUCACCGGGCGGAUCUCCAAGCAGUGGUGUGAGAUCGGUUUCCAAGGCAAUGACCCCAAGACCGACUUCAGGGGAAUGGGUUUACUGGGUCUACACAACCUUCUAUAUUUUGCUGAGCAUGACAAGGCCACCGCUCUCCAGGUGCUUUAUGACUCCCUCCAGCCCAAACACAGAUACUCCUUUGCCAUCGUGGGCAUCAACAUCACAGACCUGGCCUACUCUCUGCUAGUGAGCGGAGCCCUGAAGACCCACCUGUACAACGUAGCCCCGGAGAUGCCCAGCCUCAGCCACUUCCAGCAGACCUUCUGUUACCUAAUGCAGGAGUUCCAUCGGUUCUGGAUCGAGGACGACCCCUGUGACAUCAUGGAGUUCAACCGUGUGCGCUCCAAGUUCCACCGACGGGUGCUGCGACAGCUCAAGAACCCCGACAUGGCACUGUGCCCCCACUUCGCCGCCUCUGACCUCCACCUGGUCAACCUCUAAACACACUCCCAUUGACUAACCAUCAACCUCUAACCCCUGACCUGUAACCUCCUCAACCAUUCCUCCACCCUCCCAGUUACAUCAUGUCACUGCCAACUGCUCACCCAGCCAGCGCUCGCACACAUUCUCUCUCACACACACACACGCUCACACACACGCUCUCACACACACCCACUCCUCCACACCCUGCCUAUAAGUCCCACAGCGACUUCAGAACAACCAGCACCAUACUGACGACCAUGGUGAUUGUAGCAGUCUAAUCACUAGAAAUAGAUGCCGAUUUUGUAUGUUUGAAAAGAUCCUGAGAACGCCUUCCUCGGCUCUCACAAACAAAUAGUUGAUGAUAGAUGGAAACAGUGUGUUGUUUUUAAAUAUUUUGUUUUAAUCCUUCCACAAACCAUAGCCCUAACCUGAACCACUCGGAAUGAAUACCUAAACUUAACUGACUUGUUUCUGUUUCAACCCUGUAACCACAUGGAAUUAACCCUGUAACCACGCGGAAUUAAUGAGUCAAAAAUAGAUGUUCAUCCAUAAUAAGUCAAAUUCUAAAGAGAGACUAUGAGAUCGUGUUUAUUGUACGGGUGCAUGAUGAGGCUGCACCACAUAGUAAUUCACUGACUCGUUGUUAUUCCUUGCAUUAACGAUUUGUGAUUGUACGAAAGCCAUUCGUUGCUGGUUAUGUAUUAUUAUUAUACAUUUUUAAAGAGAUAGUUUACCCAAAUUACAAAAUGAUAUAGGAAACAAAUAUGUAAUUUGGGUGAACUAUCCCUUUAAUUGAAUCAUCAUAAAACAAGUGCUUUGUUUUCUCCAGCCUUGAAUACAUGUUGUAAUGAAUGUUCGGCCGUGAGACCAAAAAGAUUUGAGGACAUUUCAGGAGGCAUGGCUUCUUCUCUACUAUUACAGGGGGCAAUAACAGUAGCACUGUCAGAAGUCACAAACUGAAAAUGCCUCAUAAGCUUCCUAAUUACCUGAGCCAUGUAUUUAUUCUAUAUUUAUAUAUGUAGGAUCUUAAUUUGAUCACUAAUUUGUUGCUGAGAAUUUUCCUGCAAAUCAGGAAAUGUAAACGUGUAGUUUGUAAUUUCCACUUUGAAAUUUCAGACUUGAUUUUCAGACUUGCAUCAAACCCUACAAAAAUGUCCAUUAAUUAUAAUCCACAUAAUAAUUCACAUUUCCUGUUGCUACAGGAUUAUUUUCCUGCUGUAGCAAACUGGCUCAAAUGAAGAUCCUACAUCUGUAUAUGGCUCUGUACUGCACUGAACUGUAAUGUACUGUAUAAGGAAGUCAGAGAUACUGUCCAAUCUUAUAUUGCCUAGCGUAUUCAUACAGAAGUGGUGAAGCAGCAAGGCUUUGUGUUACCAUGUGUGGACAGACAAUUAUUGAUUGGUUGAUGAGGAGGAUAUGAGGGAAUAAAAGUAGGCUAAUAAACAUUGAUUGCUUUAUGAUACAUAACCUGGAGAAAAGGGUACACUUAAUGUCCUUUUUUUUAAGGAAAAUCACAUUUUUUGUCCAUUAAAAUAACAUCAAAUUGAUCAGAAAUAUAGUGUAGACAUUGGUAAUGUUGUAAAUGACGACUGUAGCUGGAAACGGAUGAUUUUUAUUGGAUUAUCUACAUAGGCGUACAGAGGCCCAUUAUCAGCAACCAUCACUCCUGUGUUCCAAUGGCACGUUGUGUUAGCUAAUCCAAGCUUAUAAUUUUAAAAGGUUAAUUGAUCAUUAGAAAACCCUUUUACAAUUAUGUUAGCACAGCUGAAAACUAUUGUGCUAAUUAAAGAAGCAAUAAAACUGGUCUUCUUUAGACUAGUUUAGUAUCUGGAUCAUUAGCAUUUGUGGGUUCGAUUACAGGCUCAAAAUGUCCAGGAACAAAGACCUUUCUUCUGAAACUCGUCAAUCUAUUCUUGUUCUGAGAAAUGAAGGCUAUUGCAUGCGAGAAAUUGCCAAGAAACUGAACAUCUCGUACAACACUGUGUACUACUCCCUUCACAGAACAGCACAAACUGGCUCUAAGCAGAGUAGAUCUCAAACUAGACACUCUAAUGUACUUGUCCUCUUGCUCAGUUGUGCACCGGGGCCUCCCACUCCUCUUUCUACUCUGGUUAUGUGCAUUUCUUUCAAAACAAGGACAUUUCUAAGUGACCCCAAACUUUUGAACAGUAAUGUAUAUUUGAGGUCAAGCGCAUGAUAAGAAUUCUUCACAAGAGCAGUUUCCUUAUAGCCAAAAUGUAGACUAAUGUGGAGAAUUCACAUUCAUCAGAAUAGCAGUUUGAAAACAUUGUCAUUUCUUUCAUGAAUGUUAUUCAGCUAUGUCCACGGUUGUUUGAUUUGUAAAUCUUUAUUCAACUAUGUCGACGAUUACUCGAUUUGAUUGUUUUGAUUGAAUCCUUUAUUAUUUAUUGAAAAGAUACGCUAAUAUAAUGUUUGUUUUGAACCAGUGCUGCCUGCGUGUUGUUUUAUUCACUGUAUGGCAUAGUCAAAGAAAACUAUGAGGUUACUUAAUGUAACCAAGGUUGUUGGAAGGAAGACACCGCUCAUAUUUUAACACUUUCAGUGAGGAGGGACCGUUAAUUCCCAUAGAGCGGACUGUGAGCUGUGUCGAGUGACUGACAAGAAAAACCUACUUAUACAUAUGAACUUACACCGAUGCCUCUAUACUGAAUUCACAUUUUGCUGUGUUGUAUAUUUUUCACUGUGACUAAUUCAUAUUACAGUGACUGAAAUAAUAUUCCAGGUGUGCAUGUUUUGUACUCCCGGUGAACCAGGUAAAGACCACUGAUGUCUAAUGGUUAUUUAAAGGGACAUAUUACACAUUCAUGAAAGCUUGUCAGGGAUUUCAGUGAACAUCACACAUGUAAUUAUCAUAGGCCUUCUUUUAAAAAGACUUGUCUGGUGUAAAUGCCAUGCUUGCACAGUUCCUUUCUUUGAAAUAGUAUUUCAUGAACAGGUUUGUAACCUUUUAAAUGAAUGUCAAUGCUUUCCAAAGUUUUGCAGCAGUUUACUUCAGUGAAUGUCAACAUGUGGUUUUAGUCCUGCUCGCACCUUUGCUCUUUCUUUCACUUUGCUGUCGUCAACAGUGCGCUAUUGUAAAUACAUAUCGCUGAAAUACACUUUAGUGCAACAGUAAUGUAUUUGAGUGUUUUUGGGAUUAAUGAUCAAUAAAGAUGUACAUGAAGUUAGAUAUAAGCUGUUGUACAUACUGCUUGAAGAAAUGCUACUAAAGAGAUCAUCUUGAGACCAAUAUACAUGAUCAAACCCAUAAUGUCACUGCUCCUCCGGCAUCUUGUGCUGCUUCUGUUUAAGCCUAGAUCACAAUAAAAGCUAAAUAUCAUUAAA